GAGGAGGAGGAGGAGGGAAGACUCAUGACGUCACGGGCUUCCUCGUCCAACACAUGACACGUUUCGAUUCAACUGUGAAACCUAGAAACGUUUACAGCGCCUGUUUUGAUCAUCAGGUGAUUGCAGCUUUGAUAUCAGACUCACAUGGGGUGGAUAAAGUGAUGAGCCCACCCUGCCCGGCCUGUGGGACCUGUAGAGUGCUGCGUGGGCAGGAAGAGCGGAGAGAAGUAGUAAAGGAUGGGAAAGAGGGUAUGGGGCCUCUGCCAGGGCGUCUCAACGGCUGUGCUUUAUGGCUCCCUGGCUCUGUUCGUCUCCAUUCUCCACAAUGUCUUCUUACUGUAUUAUGUGGAGACCUUUGUGUCUGUUUACAAGAUUGACAAGUUGUCGUUUUGGGUGGGAGAGACUGUGUUUCUGAUAUGGAAUAGCCUGAACGACCCUCUUUUUGGCUGGCUGAGUGACCGCUCAUUCCUGAGCUCUCCUCAGUCUGGGUCCCAGAUCACGUCCCCUGAGGUGGUCCUGAAGCGUCUGCAGGCACUCUCCCGUAGCGGGCCUCUCUUUGCCCUUUCGUUCCUUUCCUUCUGGGUUGCCUGGACCUGGCCUGGACUGCAGUUCCUCAUCUGCCUGUGCCUUUACGAUGGCUUCCUCACGGUGGUCGACCUCAACCACAACGCUCUCCUGGCCGACCUGGCCGUGUCAGCACAUGACCGCACACGCCUCAACUUCCACAGUUCUUUGUUCAGUGCGAUGGGUUCUCUGUCCGUCUUCCUGUCUUACUCCUUCUGGAACAAGGAAAACUUCUACUCCUUCAGACUCUUCUGCGUGGCUCUAGCCACUCUCUCAAUGCUAGGCUUUUUUGUGGUUUCACGUCUCCUGCGACAUCGGUUUCAGAACGAAGUCCAGCUACGCAAGAAUGAGAGCCAAGCACUCACUGAACUGAGUGUCGGUCUGGCUCCUUUUACCUCACCUGAGAAGCCAGUCACUCUUGGGAAAUAUCUAAAGCAGCUGUCAUACCACAAGAACUUUAUGUGGUUUGUUUCUAUGAACCUUGUACAGGUAUUCCACUGCCAUUUCAACAACAAUUUCUUUCCUCUAUUUUUGGAGCACCUCCUGUCAGACCAUAUCUCUGCCUCAACUGGAUCCUUCCUGCUAGGCAUUUCUUACAUUGCACCUCAUCUAAACAAUCUCUACUUUUUGACGCUGUGCCGAAGACUGGGUGUCUAUCAGGUUGUCCGCGGGCUCUUCCUCCUGAAGUUGGGUCUCAGUGUAGUCAUGCUCUUAGCCGGGGCGGACCACGUCUACCUGCUCUGCAUCUUUAUUGCUAGUAAUCGUGUCUUCACUGAGGGCACUUGUAAACUUCUGAACCUGGUGAUCACAGACUUAGUGGAUGAGGACUUUGUGUUGAACCGCCGACAACAAGCAGCUUCCGCCCUGCUCUUUGGGAUGGUUGCCUUGGUAACCAAGCCUGGCCAGACCUUUGCCCCUCUUAUUGGUACCUGGUUGCUGUGUCUCUACACAGGAUAUGACAUCUUUGAGAGGAACUCAGUAGCAGAAGUACCGAUUGCCGCUGCUGUGGUCCCUGUGCCACUGCGUCAGGGUUGUUUUUAUCUGCUGGUGUUUGUGCCCAUUUCCUGUGCCCUUCUGCAGCUGUUGGCCUGGUCUCGCUUCACUCUGCAUGGGCAAAGACUACAAAACAUCAAGACCCUAAGGCAAGGUGCCCAACACAGCCACCUUAUUGAUGUCAAGGCUAUCUAAUGUUCUUGUAUGCAUAGGAAGAGGAAAGAAAGAUGAGUCGUGGACACUCCCCAAGGCCAGGCGUGCUGCCAAUAGACCAUGAGUGGAGAAUAGUGAUGCCAAAUACUGCAAGAGAGAAUGUAUGGUCCCAUACAAUUGAAACCUGCCUUAAUUAACUAUGUUUGCUAAAUGUUAGGUAUUUAUAUUGAGUAUGUGACCAAAAAUGAAUUGCCAGUUUAACCAAUUUUGUGGUUUGGGACCAUAUUGAACCGUACUGCCCCCAAACCUCCUGUUCUGAAGUUUCAGUGUAUAGUUAUAUGGGUUU
Carassius carassius (crucian carp) is the source of this 2056-nucleotide messenger RNA. RefSeq names its product transmembrane protein 180-like. Lineage: Eukaryota; Metazoa; Chordata; Actinopteri; Cypriniformes; Cyprinidae. The record is from RefSeq and is a predicted model, not a curated record. The transcript is spliced from 9 exons. Bases 238 to 1752 code for a protein of 504 amino acids.